Humulus lupulus (European hop) is the source of this 1283-nucleotide messenger RNA. RefSeq lists its product as uncharacterized. The record is from RefSeq and is a predicted model, not a curated record. Gene Ontology annotation, molecular function: cysteine-type peptidase activity. Gene Ontology annotation, biological process: proteolysis. The transcript is spliced from 3 exons. The coding region runs from base 82 to 1206 and encodes 374 amino acids. NCBI's taxonomy places the organism in Eukaryota, Viridiplantae, Streptophyta, Magnoliopsida, Rosales, Cannabaceae.
CCUGAUUUACGGGAGGUGUUGGAGAGGUUGGAGCGAGUCGAGAGUCGUCAGGAUACCAUCCUAUAGAACCAGGCGGUCAUCAUGGAUGAUGUCAAUAAGAUCUUGACAUUCGUACAAGAUCUUCCAAAUGAUUCUGAUUCUGAUUCCGACUCACUUGACCUCCCAGAUGAUUUUGUCUCACAUGACAUAGGCACUCCUCCCCCGAUAGUACUCACAGCAAAUCCUGAGACCCCAGGUGUUGCUAUUAUAGAACAUGGGGAUGUUGCUGGUGUAGAGUUUCAAUUGGCCAAGAGGAAAAGACGCAAACCUAAGAAAUUUGAAGACUACACCGACCCAACCAGAAAGAAAGCUCGUUUGGAUGCGAUUGAUGACGUGCCAUUAGUCCUCGACCCUCUAAAGAAGCCACUUGCUACACAGUACAGAACGGUCGGCAAGUGGUUGCUUGGAGAUAUUCCGAACAAGACGAAGAGGGAUGUCCAAUCUGGUGUGUAUGGUCCGAGUUGGUUUCUGACGAUGAAGACACCACAGUUUUGGAUCGAUGAUGGGCAUAUUGAUGCGGCCAUGCAUAUGCUACGUAGGCGUCGACAGUUCUAUCCCGGGGCAUAUCGGCAAGAUGGUGUUGUGAUGAAUAUUAUGUUCUCACAAGUGGUACCGGCCCGUUAUGAUGCAUAUCAGAAUGCCAAGGAAGCGGAUAAGAAAAGGUUUUUGUGGGAUUCAGAUGUGAUAUCAAUGAUUACGGGAAUUGACAAUCAAUUUCUGGCAUCGUGGAAGGGAGUAGACACUGUAUAUUGGUGCCAGAACUACCUUCAAGCGCAUUGGUUUGCAGUUGAAGCCUCCAUCUCUACUUGGACUCUGAAUGUUUAUGAUUCGGACGUGACCGUGAUAAGUGAUAAACAACUGCAAUCUUUUAUGAAGUCAUUGUCUACUUUGUUCCCAUCGUUGUUAUUGCAGUCACAACUUUUCAAGGACGACCCUCGGUUGACGAUUCCACCUGGAGCUAAAAGAUGCAAGGAGUUCAAUGUGCACCGCAUGCCAGUUGAUUCAGUACCCCAAACCAAAGUCAGUGGAGAUUGUGGUGUGUACGCCAUCAAACACAUCGAACACUUAUUGGGUAGGCUACCACUUGACACGAUUUGCGAUGACAACAUGGAGUUGUUCAGAAACAAAUGGACAGUUGACUUAUGGUAUCAGAAUGUUAGACAUUGAACAUUCUCAUGUUAUAUUUAUUUGCUUAAAAUGUAGAUUUUUAAGAAAUUUUUUUGAGUCGAGUAUCUUUUUAUUAA